Arabidopsis lyrata subsp. lyrata is the source of this 1045-nucleotide messenger RNA. Its product is annotated as mitogen-activated protein kinase kinase kinase 3. Bases 121 to 1032 code for a protein of 303 amino acids. NCBI's taxonomy places the organism in Eukaryota, Viridiplantae, Streptophyta, Magnoliopsida, Brassicales, Brassicaceae. The record is from RefSeq and is a predicted model, not a curated record. Gene Ontology annotation, biological process: protein phosphorylation. The transcript has a single exon. Gene Ontology annotation, molecular function: protein kinase activity; ATP binding.
AGCGUGUACAUAUAUAAAUAGAGAUAGAGUACAUGUCAAGUAACUAUCACAUUUAAUUAUACUCAGAUUACAAACAAAAAAAAACAGAGAAAAAACCCUAAAGAAGAUCGAAUAGGUAAGAUGGAGCAACUUCGGAGAGAUGAUGAUUGGAUUGUGGACGAGUCUUCGUUGUCGAAGGUCUCUUCUCUUGGCGGAGGCAGCUUCGGUCGCGUCUCUCUCGAGAAGGACUCUAACUCCGGCCGACUCUACGCAAAGAAGUCAUCGCGGAUGCAUCUCCAAAAGAUUCUCGAGAAGGAGCUCAGGAUCAUGCAUCGUUUCCGCAAUCAUCCUCGCAUCGUCCAAGCUUCAAACAAGCUUCACUUUCAAACAAAACCCUAUGAAUAUUGCAACAUUUUUAUGGAGUACGCCUCCAAAGGUAAUCUCUAUAAGAUUUUAUCUGGUUUCCCCGACAAAUCACAGCCCAUACCAGAGUCUUUGGUCAGUCGCGCGGCUCGUAUGAUCCUAGAAGGACUCGUGGCUCUUCACUCCCAUGGUUACGUUCACUGCGACCUCAAGCCAUCCAACGUUCUCGUCUUCCCUUCCACAACUCCUGGAGAGCCGUGGGAUCUCAAGCUUGCUGAUUUCGGAUCAUCCAAGGAACCUGAUUCUGAAUAUGAUUUUAUGUCCCUUGGUACGGCUCAGUACAUACCAUCAGAGUCUUUUGGGCCAAACGGACUGAUCAAUCCGGGACAUAUCGAUCCGCGCCUUGAUAUAUAUGCUCUAGGGUGUGUGGUUUAUGAGAUGUUUGGAGCUUUACCGAAGCAGGAGUACUUUGAAUAUUAUUACGAUUGGAUAUUGCAUCGAGAAAUCUCUCCGGAGGCUCAAGAUUUCUUGAGGCGGUGCCAUGACAUGCAUCCACACAGGCCCAACGCGACAGAGCUCUUGAACCAUUCUUUCAUUACGCAGAGACUUCCAUGGCCAACCACAGAAAACGACAAGGAGAUAUCAGCUAGGUCGUUAAUUCCAAGUGUCUCCAAGCUUCUUUUGACCUGAUCUUCUUAUUCCU